AUGAACCCCCAAAAGUGCUUGUUUGGAGCGAAAAGAGGAUGCUUCCUGGGCUACAUCGUGACCGAGCGAGGCAUAGAGGCGAAUUCGAGCAAAGUGAAAGCGCUGCAAGAUAUGCCGCCUCCCAGAAAUCUGAAGGAAGUACAACGUCUCACCGGUCGGAUAACAGCGUUGUCGCGAUUCAUCUCCAGAAUGGCUGACUGGAGCCUGCCCUUUUUCAAGAUUUUACGCCGAGCUACCAAAUUCCAAUGGGAUGAAGAAUGCGACCAGGCGUUCGAAGAACUAAAGGUCUAUCUAAACUCUUUACCCGUACUAGCCAAGCCAGUUAUCGGCGAGCCGCUUCGCAUUUACUUAUCUUCGACCGAGCAUGCUGUCGGCUUGGCGUUUGUUCGGCUGGAUGACGAGGAACAGUCUGUGUACUUUCUGAGUCACAUUCUAAAGGAUGCUGAGUCUCGCUACAUUGGUCUCGAAAAGCUUGCUUUCACGCUAGUCCUCGCCGCACGAAGACUCCGUCCUUACUUCCUCGCGUAUACAAUAAUCGUCAUGACGAAUAGCCCUCUAGGGAGAGUCUUGCUUAACCCGGAGGCGUCCGGGCGGCUGAUUAAGUGGACGACUAAACUCAGCAAAUUCAACAUCCAGUAUCAGCCCCGCUCGGUGAUUAAGGUGCAAGCCUUGGCAGAUUUCAUAACAGAGGUACAGAACCUCGAGCCCGAAGCUUUAAGGAAAAUAUUUGUGGAUAGAUCAUCCACUCGGCUCGGAAGUGGAAUCAGUGUCUUAAUGCUUUCUCCUCAAGAAGAGCGAAUGCAUCUGUCUGUUCGGCUAGAUUACCGAGCAACAAAUAAUGAAGCAGAGUAUGAGUCCCUCAUAGCCGGCCUGCAGGCCGCUCGACACGUGGGGGCUAAUCGAGUAAUCCUCUACUCAGACUCUCAACUGCCCGCCCAGCAACUCUCGGGAGCUUUUGAAAUAAACAAUGCAAGGCUCAGGCUAUACGCGGAGGCCUUCGAUAAACUCAAAACCAACUUCGGGGAAGUGGUCGUACAGAAAGUUCCCCGAGCGGAAAACCAGGCGGCGGACGAAUUAGCUAAACUUGCAAGUUCGAUAUCGUCGGUCGUCAUCCAACAACCGAUCGAGCAGAUGGUCAAAAAGUUCAUCUGGCAACACAUAAUAUGUCGAUUUGGCAUCCCACGUUGCCUCGUGUCAGACAACGAGCGGCAAUUCAUAGGCCAGGAGCUUAGAGAAUGGUGUGAGGGGUAUGGCAUUCAGAAGCACUUCACCUCCGUAGCUUACCCACAAAGUAACGGACAAGUGGAAGUUGCCAAUCGGGAGAUCCUGCGGAUUCUUCGGGUUCGGCUUGACCACAUAGGAGGGAGCUGGGUGGAUGAACUGCCAGGAGUGCUAUGGGCAAUCCACAAGACCCCAAAGGAAGGGGCAGGCGUUACUCCGUUCCACUUGGUAUACGGAGGAGAGGCGGUCGUCCCCGUCGAGGUCAGCGUGGAGUCAGAUCGGAUCCAGAGUUAUGACGGAGACAAUGUUGAGCGGAGACUACUAGAGCUGGACUUGAUAGACGCGGUGAGAGCGAAAGCAGUCGUCCGGCUAACGGCGUAUCGUCAAAGAAUGAAGCAAAACUACAAUAGGCGAGUGAUUCCCAGAGCAUUCCAUGUUGGUGACCUGGUAUGGAAAAAGGUAAAGUCGAUCGGUGAUGUAAGUAAGCUGGAGGCUCCCUGGACCUGGCCUUUCAAAGUCAUCGAGAAGCUCUGA
Zingiber officinale is the source of this 1755-nucleotide messenger RNA. RefSeq lists its product as uncharacterized. NCBI's taxonomy places the organism in Eukaryota, Viridiplantae, Streptophyta, Magnoliopsida, Zingiberales, Zingiberaceae. The coding region runs from base 1 to 1755 and encodes 584 amino acids. Gene Ontology annotation, biological process: DNA integration. Gene Ontology annotation, molecular function: RNA-DNA hybrid ribonuclease activity; nucleic acid binding. The transcript is spliced from 2 exons. The record is from RefSeq and is a predicted model, not a curated record.